Molecule: messenger RNA, 985 nt
Organism: Wasmannia auropunctata (little fire ant)
Lineage: Eukaryota; Metazoa; Arthropoda; Insecta; Hymenoptera; Formicidae
Product: chymotrypsin-1-like
Exons: 5
Coding region: 56-877 (273 amino acids)
Biological process (GO): proteolysis
Molecular function (GO): serine-type endopeptidase activity
Source: RefSeq, a predicted model, not a curated record
AUCGACGUAUAUAAAUCGAAGAUAACGCGUUUCGCACGCCUCAGUAACUGUCACUAUGUUUUCCAUCACUGGUCUCGUAAUCGUAUCUCUAAUAUAUCACGCCUACGGUGUGCCAGAUACACAAAUCGUAGGCGGUAAAGAUGCUCCGCCCGGCAAGUACCCCUAUCAGGUGUCAUUAAAGCGAACAUUUUCUGGAGACCAUUUUUGUGGUGGAGCCAUCAUCAGCGAGAAAUAUAUUAUCACAGCGGCUCACUGUUUCCAAAAUCUCGUCAGUGAAGGCGAAGUUAUCGUCGAUGUUGGAAGCACUCAGCUUUAUGUUCCUGAAAGUAGAUACACAGUGGACAAACUAAUACCACAUCCUCAAUACAACAGCACGCUAAAGAGAAAUGAUGUUGCUUUAAUUCGUCUAACGAAAAAUAUUAACUUUACUAAAAAUGCCAAAGCGAUAGAAAUAAUAUCUGAAAAUCGUAAUUUCGAACAUGUUGGUCUUACAGUCACUGGUUGGGGACGUACCUCGAGGGAGGGCUCAAUUCCAGAACGCCUGCAAGAAAUUGUGGUAACAGGAUAUUCUCAACAGAAUUGCAGCACUUUUUACCCAAACUGUAUAACCGACAAUCAUUUAUGCACUCUUCAAUCGAGCGGUCAAGGAAUGUGUAAUGGUGAUUCCGGCGGUGCGAUCACUUACGAAGGCAAGCUAGUUGGCAUCGUGUCCUUUGGUAAGAAGCAAUGCGCCAGUGGUUAUCCAGAUGUGUUCACUAAAGUGGUGAACCACAAGGGAUGGAUUAAUGAAUAUCUUGUUAAUGCAGGCACGAAUCAACAAUCGAAUAUCAUUUUUGGACUUCUUAUGACAUACUUAUGUAUACAUUCAUUUUUGUAAAUGCAUACAUAUAUUGUAUUACGUUUGCCUGUGAUCAAUCAUCAAUUUCAAUUAUUGAUAAAUAUUACAUGAAGAUAAAAAAAUAUUAAAAAUAUUCUUAAGAAAAAA